Stegostoma tigrinum is the source of this 13943-nucleotide messenger RNA. RefSeq lists its product as uncharacterized. Bases 87 to 5837 code for a protein of 1916 amino acids. Lineage: Eukaryota; Metazoa; Chordata; Chondrichthyes; Orectolobiformes; Stegostomatidae. The transcript has 41 exons. The record is from RefSeq and is a predicted model, not a curated record.
AAGAGCUUAAACCUCAGCUUCAGUACCUUCUUUGUCACUUUGGCAUUGAAUAUGAUGUGGAUGAUAUCAAAAACACUGCAAAUGAGAUGGAGCUAUUCACGCUGGUGAAUCAGAAAUUCAGGGGCAUAUUUAGCAAGGAAGAAACAAUGAAGACUUUUCCAGUUUAUGAUGCUUUUGAGUCCAGGACAGAACGCUGGGGAAUGAAAGGCCCAAAAAUGGCCCUGAAGAAAGAAGCCAAUUGGAUUCCAUUCUUAAAGAUCAAACCGAAACAAGACCCUUGGCAGCAAAAAAUCAUGACGAAACUGAAGCAACAGAAGGACAUGGAUGAAAUUCUGCGAUUGCAGUCCCAGAUUUUCCAGGUUUCUGACCCAAACCAAGUGAUGGAUGCUCUCCGUCAGCAUGCAGUGACUGUACAUGAGCCAUACACUAUGCAAACUUUGGCUGUUACUUCACAUCAUGUGGGUCAACACACAAGGUACAUUUGGAACAGGAUCUAUGGAAAUGCCAAGCUCUAUCCAGAGCCAAGAUGUAAAGAGAGUGGUUUGCCUGUGGAGAUUAAUGACCGGGAGAUGGAGAACACUUAUGAAAACAAACAUGCCACUGGUGUAUUUUCUUCAAAAAAGAACAGAGAUCAAGGUUAUAACUACACUGGCACCCUGCAGCUGUUGGGAUUGGAGGAAGGAAAUGAGGAAAAUGCAAAAGAUCCGGUGGUGACAAAGGGGGCUUAUCUGUCUCUCCUCCACCUGCGCCACUUGAGGAUUAGAGAGUUUCAGCGAGUCUGUUUAGGAAUAUUGAACUACUUCAGAUCCAUUGAACGGACCCUGACCAUCAACAUCUGCGGUCUGACCCUGAAAGGGGACCAGUUGGUUCGUACAGCAGCAGACACAUGCUGGAUAAAUGCAGCAAAAGGAGGCUUGGGUGUUGGAGAUGGCAUGGGUUCACACUCUUAUUUACAUAACACGCCUGCAGAUUACAAGAGGUAUGUCACUGAGUUCAUGGAGUUCUCAGAGAUCGAGAACCAUGAUGAUUUCUACACGAGUGAAGAGGAUCUCAUUCACACGCAGGACCAGCGAGGGAUUUAUAUCAUCUAUGAUGUGGCCAUAAAGGAUUUAACAGAAUUAGAAAACCAGUUGCUGCUCCUUGCAACCCAAUAUAUUGAGAAAGGUCAGAGAAUUUGUCAAGGUUCCCCUGUGGAAGGAUCACAGGGUGGGGAUAGCGAUCUUCCAACCUGGGCCCACUUGGCUGUUGAUCGCUUUGCUGUUUUGUUCGAUCUGUGGAGGUGUGAGGCAACAUUUCUGGAGAACAAACGACAGCUAUUGGACAGUUAUUUUGAAGCCUAUCAGCAUGUCUUUGAUCUGGAGGAGAGAUUUGCACUGGCCCAAGUGAUUACAGACAUCAUGCAUAAACGCCCACGGUUCAAUCUGAGCAGUGAGUACUUUGUGAAGACCUAUCAGGCUGAAUGUACUUGUUUGAAGCUUCACUUACAACUUAUAAGUGACAUUUUGAGCAAACAGAUAGAUGAACAGCGCGAAUAUGUACAGAGAGUUUGGAGGGAUGGUGGAAGGAUGGAAAUGGGUAUUGAAUUUGGCCUACCCCUUAAUAUCAUUGCUAAGCAACCAGUUGCCAUUAACAACAGUUGUCCUGCCUUGAAAAAGAUUUAUUUGUUGGAAUUCCAUCCAUCAUUGGGACUGGCCUCUCGUAUUCUGAAUACACUAGAACGUGCUUACUGGGAGCUGCAUCACAUUCACAGACCAAAGACGGCUGAUGACAGCAUUAGUCUAGAGAAACAAGUUCUUAACUUGGCAUUAGAAAAGUGGCUGGCCAUGGAAAAGCUCGAGUCGUGCUAUAGCCUCCAGGUUCAAAAGGAUUUGUUUUCGGGCGUAUUCGUUGAUGACCCACUCUUUGUCAGAGAUGUUGGACUCUCCUUCAUGAAAGAUUCAGGAGAAGUUGAAAACAGACCAGGAGCAGCAAAUCAAACCUUCAUGCUGCAGACAUUUUGCAGGCUUUUGGAGAUCAUUACACUGCGUCAUCGUUUGAUAGAGGCUGCAACUGAAACUGCCUUGUUAGCUCGAUUAUACAAGUCUGCAGCAGUACAAAUGGGUUUCGAUGAAUUCCAUCUCUAUUUGCGGCCUGUACAGUUUGAAUUUGCAGCCUAUAAACAGAAAGCAGAUCAACCCCCUCCCGUAUUCAUUACAAGUUUGCUUGAAGACAGCAGUAACGUUGACAGAUACGUUCCCUCGAGCUUGUUAUUAGCAGUCCAAGAAGUGGAUGAAAACCACAUUGGAAAAUUCAGUUUUCGCACCAAGGAAGCUGUUCUUCAGCUGCUGGCGAGGAACGGAGUGGAUAACCUGCAGGUAGCCUUGGCCUGUCAGACAGUGCAGAAAAAUUCCCUAAUUGCAGCAGUGCAGUCGGCUCUGUCCUCUCCCAUGGAGAAACCCGCCCAUUCCCUGGAUUCAAAGGAUGGAAUGUCAAGUUAUAGAAGUCAGGAGAACUUGGCCAGUGCAAGUUUCUGUAGCAUUGCCAGAGACUCGGAGAGCCGACAACUUACCACCUUACUAGGAAUACCCGGCACACUCGGAAAUCGGAAGCAGCUGCUUUCUACCAGGAAACGAGCUCCAGAGGCAUUUGUUUCAAUCCAGCUGGAGAAACUAGGCCCCCGUGACAUGAUGUUGAAUGAGUUUAUUAAAAAGAAAAGCACAGCGGGACAACUCAUGAAAAACACUGAGGACGUGGAGAAAGUCAAAAGACAGUUAAUUCUUGUCUACUGCCACAGGUUUAAUGAGCGCAUGUCACAGUGCUCUCUGCGAGGACAGAUCAUUGCAUACUACAGGGGCCUGCUGGCUUUACUGCAAGACUUCCCCACUAUCAAGAAAACCUAUUUUGUGUUGGGCCAGCCUCAAGAAAAGAAGGGAGAGCAAGACUCAGAGCUGGGUCUGAUUUCUGACCCAAGGAAACUCAAUCAACGUCCUCGCAGUUUGUUGUCCCCAGAUGGAAGAACAUUCCUUAAUCUGUGGUUCAUUCCUCACUAUUCUGAAGUACUUAUUAUGUUUAAAACUCUGGAGGAAAAGGUUUGUCAGAAAGCCCUAUACAAGACUCUAGAGAUUGUGGCAGCACUUUGUGACAUUGUCUCAUACCUGUGCUGUUUUGCACGGCUUGGAAACUCUCUUCUGUUUGGAUCUCAGAGGGUGCAGCCUCUGGCCGCUGAGUGGGGAGGACUCGAAGGCAUUGGUUCUGAGCUUCAGGAGAUUCAGGCUCAGAUUGAUGACCUUUCCAAUCCACAUGACCCUGCCUCAGUUGCUAAGCUCCUCAUUCUCAAAAGAGAGGUCAUGUUCUUGCAGUUUGAUGCUGCUGUUCGCCAUUUAAUCAGGGAAACCUUUCUGUCUGUUGGCAAUGUAGCAGCGUUUCAAUCAGUGACAGACUCAAUGUGUCAAGCGCUGCCGGCCAUGAGUAAUUCUAUAGACAGCAGCCUGUAUGGAUCAUUGCUUACUCUACCAGGGCCACUGGAUGCCUGGAGUCACAAGGCCACUGUACUCUUUCCCUGGAGAACGUUCUUAGCAAGAGAAGGAUUUGUCCCAGUGAUGCUCGGCAAUGUUCAAAUUAUCGAGUAUGGGAUGCAGAUGUGCCUAUGUAGACUGAAUGAUCAUGACCGAAGUGUAGCUAAUGCUGAGCUACUUGGUGUCUCUCUUUUGGUGGAAGAUGUGAUACAGAGUGGGAGUGACCUGUUUACUGAAAGGGAUGAGGAGUCGCAGGUUGACUCAGUGACCAAAGCUCAGCAGGUGAGUGCUGUUGAAUUAAAAAAAGAUGGAGAACAGUCCUCAGUCAGCAGAGAAGCUCCCUCUUCGAAAGCAAAGGACCCUAUAUCAGUGUACAUGGCUCUUAAAUCAUUCUUAAUAUUAUGGAAACAACUUGAGGUGUUUAAGGAGGAAUGGGGCAGGCUAAAGCUUAGAGUGGAACAGAUCAACUCUGUGAGCCUCUACAAGCAAUUCUGCAAAGUUUACAGAAUGGAAAUCCUGUGCCCAGCUUUGAGUGUGAUAACUGGCCAAUUAGGCUUGGUAGAUGAAUACGAAAGAAUGAUGAUGGACAGCCAGUCGCUACUCCCACCAGAGGGGACGUCAAAAGUAGAAAUAAAAACUCUACAGCUGCACAAAAUUCUUGAAAGCAUGGAAUGUUACAUGAUUCAUGAGCUUCAGAAGAAAAUCGCAAAGGAGAUAACGCUUGUUAUGUCAGAAAGAGCCAGAGGUGAAGCAACUUUGCCAAUAGAUGUUUGGAAGCAUUCAGCCAUGACAGAAAAUGUCUUGAUAGUGAGGCCUCAAAUUGUUGAAAACUUUGUUGAAAAAUUGAAGGAGUAUUCACAAGAGACUGAUAAAGAGAUUACUUUCAGCAAAGACCAUUUAAGAGACUGCCUCCUGACUCUAGCCUGUGAUGUAAUGGAGAGAGAGCGCAGCAACUUUGAGACUUAUUCCAUGUGUUAUGAAAACAUACUUCGUCGGGAACACCAGCUGCUUUACCAAAAGGAACAGGAAAUGAAGGGAAUGCAGAAAUCCCAAACAUCAUCUGCAACACUUAGCUGCCGGUUAGCUGAUCUCAGUCAUGAGAUAAUUAUCGAGAUCACAGCUCUCCGGGCAAAGUUGGCCAACCUGGAGGAAGAGAAUGCGAAGCUGAAAGAUGACAUCAGGAAAGAAGUGAGGCAGGAAUAUGAUGCUUUGGUCAGAGAUCUGUUUGCAUCCUGUUUUGCAUUGAAGGGGAAGCUGGAUGAAUACCACAUUAACAUGAACAAAACGGUCUGUGAACUGAUCAGCGAAGUGAGAAAGAAAGGGGUGGAAGACAUGAUUAUCCUCAAGAGGAAGAUUGGCUCCAGAAAGAAUGAUGACACUUUGAAAGAGAACCUGGCACAGCAAGAUCAGCUACAGUCCUUACGGGAAGAGAACAGCAAACUGGAGAGAUUGGUGUGUCAGCUGAAAACACUGAGCUGCUGGCGACAGACUGUAAAGCAGAAGCAGUUCCAACAAACUUGUGCUGCCUUGGAGCAGGAAGUCAUUAAAGUCAAGAAAGAUUAUCUCAACGUUAAAAUGCUGGCGGAAGAGGAAGUGAUUUUACUGCGUCAGCAACUCUCAGCUGUACAGAAAGCUCUGAGCAAGUGCCAGUCAGAGAAUGACAAAAUGAAGAAAGAACUGGAAAAGGAGAAAUGGCUGCUGAAGGAGUAUGAACAUAAGGCUUCUCAAGAGUUGAAGAACCGACAACAGCUGGACAUCGUGAAGGCAUCCAACAUGGAACAACUGUUGAAUGAUAUGGAGGAGAAGGAGCAGCGGUUCCAUCUCCUAAGCGCUGAGCUUGAGAGAUCAUCCAAAAUGGCUCAAAUCCAACACAAUAAGAUCGAUAAGGAGAUCAAACAGGUACGCUGUAAGCUGGUCCAAGAACGCAACUUGAAACUAGACGCCUUCCAGCGAGUCAGUGAAUUGCAGAAACAGAUGUGUGACUUUGAGGUAGCUUUGUCUCUAAGAGGCAGUGCUGCAGAUAACAGGAAGAAAUUACCGUCAUAUCUGUGUCGCAGUGCAAGCAGCUUCACAAGUACUUUACCAGGCAUGCAAUUACCAAUUCCCUGUCGCACCCACUCAUCAUCGAUUUCUAGGGACCAUUCUCAACACUGUUUGACUACUGACUCAAAGGCCACUGUUUUCAGUAGAACGAUUACUGAUAGAGGAAGGAUGCAAAGGCCAAAAACAGUUCCAAGCAGACUCCGCAACAAAGUGGUGGAAGCACUAUUACCAGAAUUGGAGGAACCAAAUCAUCAUGAUCUUCUUCUAGAACUGCAAGACUACAGAUUAAUUCAGAAAUAACUGGUAAACACCUACCAAAUUCCAUAACCAAAACAGCAAAGUAGAAAGUCCAGACAAGGGAGUGAAAUAAUUGUAUGCUCAAGCACUUCUAAAUCAUUUGAGAUUUAUCCAAUUCCAGACAAAAUGCUAUUAUACCAAACAGUCAAUGUUUCAAUGGUUGAAACUGUGCUUGUUAUGGAGAAAUGUGUUCCAGCUUCCACACCAUUACUUUUGGCCAUCAAGCCAGGUUUGUUUUUACCCUGCACACAAGUCCUUAACCACUCAGCAGACAGACUCACAUUGGCGAAUGGUGUUGCAAUAAUGGAUCCAAGAAAAUUGUGCUGAUGGGAUUUGGAGUCAUCAGCAGUUGUAGUUGAUUAUUAUAAUUGUGGCAAUCUUCACUGCAGUCAAACAGGAAUGGAAUGUUUUAUUUGCACAAGACUAACCGGUUUCCAGCUCAUUAGUUUCUAUAUGGGAAAUUAAAUAUUUGGAAAUAUCUCACCUCUUGGUGGUAUUUGUGGCCUCCUCCUUCCUUAUCUUCAGACAUCAAUAUACUGAAAACACUAAUUUGGUCCCACAGAAAAAAAAGAUGGUGGCCAUCUUUUCUGUUUGAAUCUAGAUUCAAUGCAUCAUGUUCUGCAAAUUGUAGGGUCAUGAAACCAUUUUUUAAAUUAACACCCCAACACAUUAGAUUAGAUCCCCUGCAGUGUGGAAACAGGCCCUUCGGCCCAACAAGUCCACACCGCCCUUUGGGGCAUCCCACCCACACACACCUGAACACUACAGGCAAUUUAGCAUGGCCAAUCCACCUAGCCCACACAUCUUUGGACUGUGGGAGGAAACCGGAGCACCCAGAGGAAACCCACGCAGACACAGGGAGAAUGUGCAAACUCCUCAGGCUGGAAUUGAACUCUAGUCCCUGGUGCUGUGAGGCCGCAAUGCUAACCACUGAGCCACCGUGCUGCCCACAAGUAUCCAAAGUUUAUUCAUUGACCCAUUAAAUAAAAACAAUACUAUUAAUCCUAGCAUGGGUUAGGAAAACCAACAAUUGAAACCUUGCUAGGUGGACUGUAGUACGCUGCAUUUUCCAUUGAACCAACUUUACUUUUACAAGUGACUAAGCUCAAGUAAAUUGAAAAAGCACAAAAGUAAACAUGAAAUUUAUUGGUUGGUAUGGUUGCACACUGUUCAGAGAUAUUGUGGGGUGUAACAACAUUUCACAACAUUACAGGUAAAGCAGGCACCCGAAAAGAAAACUUCAGCUUUUACAUUACAUCACACUUUGGCAAGUGAAGGCAGCGGAGUUCUGAACAAAGCACUUCCAAAACAUAAUAUUAAACACUUUCUUUCUCAUCUCCCCUGCCCUCCAAUUACAUUUUUGGCCAUACUUCAAGUCAAUGGCUUACAAAGUAUCCUUUAAGGCACUUUAACCUGAAUUCAAUUCUCAAUUGCACAGCCUAGACGUAGUGCAAAUCUUGAGCACCUGAAAUAAAAGGACAGUAAUACAGCCUGCAGCUAUAACUUCAAGGUAUUGAGAGGGUGCAGUAAACAUUUCAGUGCAAUAAAUUAAAGCAUGUGAAAUACAUGGUACAGCAACAAGGCCCCUUGCAGCUGAAUGCAACUUAAUCUUGUUAUGCCCAAGUAGGUUACCUAAAUCCACAUAGUGCAGAUUAACUAAAGCUUUGUCAAUUUAAAGCAAAGGUGUGCCGCUGCACAAAGAACAAAAUAAAAGAAUCCCUUUGGUUUUAGAUGACAGACAAAAAAAUGCAAGUGCAGCAAUGAGAUAAGAUAAUGUCCAUAAAAAGAUUAGACCACUUGAGAUUAGCUUGGAUAUUACAAGGUAUUGAUGAAAGCAAACUUUAGUAUUCAAUACAUCAAACAGAACACUGUUAUACAAAUGUACAUUUAGCUAGUGCUGUUUGUCUGAAGCAUUCAAAAACUACUCAGGUUAUCCAAAUAUUGAUGGCCAAUUAAGCAGCACUCCACUUGCAUUAUGCCCAGAGCAAGUCUGAUUUCUAUGCAGCUUAUUAUAUUUUGAAGAGGUGGGAGAGACUAGGGGUAAAAAGGAGAGAGAAGAAUUUUAGGUCAUUUUCAAGAACUGAAUCUGAAGUUUUGAUCUCGGAAGCAGUCACUAUGCACCUACUUUAAAGUAGAUGCGGAGGCACAAUUUUUUUCCAAAGCUUUGGAUUCUACUUUGCAAGUUUAUGAAGGUGAGGGGAGGAUUAAUUAGACCAGAAUGUAUCUUGCAUUUCAAACAAUUAUUGGUCACCACAUAAAACAAAAAUCUGGGCAAUCAUUCUGUCCAUGUUCAAAUUAUCUGCCUCAGGUUAGUAAUUUUAUCCACCACCACUUUUGUUUACCCUGAAAGCAGCAACUUUCCCAGUUAUUAUCCACAUUUCAAAUGCUUUCAUUUUUAAGAUGGACAAGGGCAUACUGCUCCAUACAGAGUAAUUACUGUGAAGUUAUUGUACACAACUGAUCAAAUCAUUUACAACAUAAAGCACUUAACCAACCCCAGAAUUAAACAGCAUUAUACUACACUUCAAGAUUUAGAAAUUUAAUCUAAAUGAUUGUCUUCCAAUUUUACACAGAAUAAUCUCAAGCUAAGAUGUUAAAUUUUUCACAUUAAUGUCACUGUGAGAGCUACCAACUUUAGUGAUUCUGCUCAAAGAAAACAAAAUCCUUCUUGCAUAUAAUCUGCUCUAUUCUUGCACAUUACAUAAAUGUAAACAGAAUGCAAAUACUAUAUUCACAAUGCAGAAACCUUCAAAGUACCACAACAUGCAGUAUUUCACAAGAGCCAAUGGCAAGGGAAAAUACUGGAAACAAAUUAAUCCUCCAAAUCUCCAACAGUAAAUUCUAAAUUAAAAAAGUGGAUAACAUGCGUUCGGAUUUAACACCCAUUCAUGCAAAACACACAACCAAGAUAACUACUGAAAAUGGAGUUUUUUUUUUACACUUUGGAGAUAUGAACUAAAAGUGGCAAACUAAAAUCAGGAUCUAGUGCAAAUAAUCUAAAAUAUGUAAUUCACUUUGGAACAUUCACUAAAAAUCAUUUACAUUACUGUAACAAACUACAGUAAUCAGCCCAGUUGGCAGCCCUGGAUUACAAAUCAACUAUUUUAACACUGAAAAAUCUAAAAGAGAAUUACUUUGUGAAUAAGAGCUCUAGUUUCUUUGACAGAGGCCCAUGUUCCAUGGUCAAAACUUUAGCAGGAAUAAGGCCACAUUUAUUUAAGGCAUGGCUGUCUUCCCUCCCCCAAAUCAAUCAUGUGCCCACAUGUUUGGAUCAUUUAAGGUUCACAAGCCCAUUGAACAAAUGGCAAGUCAAAACUUAAAAUCAAAAAAAAAGUUAAACCACGCACACCAUUAAAGAUAUGGCUAAUUCUAAAGAAUAGUGUUUUCUCCUGAAACUUAACCUACAGAGUGGACCAACAAUGUAAGCAACAGCCAAAACAUUGUCGUCCAGCAGCAAGGUGCUUAGAGCGUGUGAUAGUUCCUAUCCUUAGUUUUGCAGAACUUCACAGCAAAAAAGAUUACAGCUUGCAAUCCAAGCACAAGUACAAUUCCCCCAAUGAAACUUGCUGCAUCAAAGGUAGAUUUCUUAGAGGACGGUGGUGGUACUGGAGUCGUCCCAUUAGGUGUACCUGCAGAAAAUAGAAAACGUGUCAGGAUAAAACCAAAUGCUGCACUCUUGCAAAACUGAAGCACAAGUCUAUUCAAGACAUUGUCAUUACACAGGCUCCUUUAAAUGGUGGAAAAGGAGAGAAUCCACAAUUGGCCUCUGGUACAUCCCAACAACGAAAAAAAAUGGGCCUACUGGUUCCCUGGGGGCCAAGUAAAUUAAAGGCUAAAGCAGAAGAUUUCACCAUACUACACAGAAUCUCAGGAACCUGUGUGUAAGAAUACUUGGAUUUCAAUGAGGGAGUCAUUUAUCUAUCAUGAAAAAGAAAAACUGGAAACUAUCCAGAAUUAAAGUGGAAUAUGUACUGUAAAAGACAAGUACAGUAAUGCAACAGGGCAGGAUUUCUAAUAGCAUGUUUAUAUUUUGGCUAAAGGAAAGAUACAGUGCUGACUGAGAAAGUGGAGAAUGCAGAAAGGACUAGUCUUUGACAUCUCAAAUUCCAAGAUUCUUCAGACAUUAAUGGUAAAAUGAAUGCUGAGUCAGAGGAAGGAGAUAUCAAGUUUUGUCAAUGGGUUUGCUUUAACAGGUGACUGAGGGAGAAUCCAAAAGCAUGCAAUCCAGGCAGAUGAAAAUAACCACCCUAGUCAGAUGCUUUUCAAGUAGUCAGAUUCAGAGAAACCCAGUUAUGGAGGACAUUAAAACUGGAUUUAAUUUGGAGUAAAGGAACUUAGAAACAUGAAAUAAUCUUAAAAAACAAGAAUGAGUUAUUUGAGACGGUGGUCUGGGUACCUAGGAAACAAAACAAGUCCAAGAUAUGGGACUUGGUAGAAGUAACUGACAGAGAUGAUCUCUAGCUUAUGGAAGACUGACAACUGGAGGUUGGCUAGGUCAGGUUAGGAGUAGCACAAGACCAUGAGGGAAUUUUGUUCAAACUCGAAAGGAAAGGCAGUUAAAGAAAUGUAAAGAUAAUAAAUUAAUUUUAAUCUCAGAAGCAAAAACGAACAUUACAAGAGCUAAUACAUCAGUCUUCAAACACAUUAAGCCAUAAAAAAAAUUGAAAAAGGUGAUUCAUAGAAUCAGAAUCCCUCGUGUAGAAAUACACCAUUUGAACCACUGCACACUGAUUCCCCAAAGAGCACCACCCACACCCCCCAAAACCAACCAACACUAUCCUUGUAACCCUGCAUUUCCCACAGCUAAUCCACUUAGCCUGCGCAUCCCUGGACACAGUAAUUUAGCAUGGCCAAUCCACCCAACGGGCACAUCUUUGGACUGUGGGAACACCCGCAGGAAGCUCUCAUCUCUGCUCUUUUAUUCCAUUCCACAAUUAAGAGAUCAACAUACCAUGAUCACAAUCCAAACUUCAGGAACAUGCAGACAUACACUGUUGCUCUACAUUUUUCUUCUUGCCCUGUUUAAUCUGUUGUACCCACACUUGUCAAUUUACCCUUUUAUUGGCCAAAUGAUCACUUCAUUGACAUUCCUGCAACUUACAGCUUUCCUCUUCACCACGGCUCUUUACAGUUGAGAGAAAUCACAGCAUCUGUACACAGUGUGGAAGUGGAAGCAGGCCAUGGCCCACCAAGUUCACACAUUCUCUGAAGAGCAUGAUUUUAUAUUUACCUGCUGUAGUACCAAGGCUGGUGGCAUUGGGUGCCAGAGUGCUAAUGAGAGAGACAGGAACUGUGGAAAGAAAAAGUAGUUAAUGAACAAUAAAUAUCCACAAUUUCAAAAGCAGAGUCAGAUUUCAAACAAAUCUAGACAAUUCACAGUAGAACUGGACAUUAACAAUCAACUCAGCCUUCUUACGGAUAAGCACUGGAGCAAAUUGUUCACAGCAAUACCAAUGGAGUGAAGCUGUACUGAACAAUUUGCAAAGAUCAAAGCAAAGUAACCAGAACCUAUUAUGGUACUGUCUCACUAGAUCAGUGACUAGAAGCGUAUGGAGGCAGCUACUUUGCAUUGCACACUGGUCCUCCAAAGAGCAUUUCCCCCACCCUAACAACCAACACACUAUCCUUAUAACCCUGCAUUUCCCACAGCUAGCCUGCACAUCCCUGGACAUUGUAAUUUACAAUCUAUAGGCUGUGAACAAGCAAGGCAAUAUUCCACUGAUAGUCUACAUAAAACAAAAAGCAUUAAAAUAAGCAAAUAUAGGGUUAUGAUUUGAAAAAUAUACUUCGUACCUUAUUUAUGAAAGGUUUAUUCAGCCAUAGGAUUAAUACUGGAUCAAAUCUGGAUAAAUCUUUGCUUUUCAAAGACUUGGUCAGUCAGACCAUUUAUCACCUGACAAAGUUACUUCUAAAACUGACUGCAAACAACAUGUAUCUGAUGGAAAGAUCACUAAUUUAAAGCCUGGGAAUACUGUUAAAAUUGAAAAAAGUUGCUACCUCAAGCAAAGACAUUUACCUGAAGGUUAUGGGGACAAAUUCAUAAUUUAGAAGAAACUAAUGGAACGAGUCCAGGUGGUUUGAGAUUCAAAAACAAAGGGAAAAUUUGUUUUGUGAAGAAAAAUUGAAUAACAAUGCCUGUCAACCCAACAUUGUUUGAGUUGGGAUAAUUGUUUUGUAUUUAAAUUUAGUCCCAAUUUAGUAAGGUCAACUUUGAGAAAGCAAGGUCACAACUAACAUUAAAAAAAGGAUAAGAAUAAACAAUUUGAUAAUGCGUGCAAAUCACAGGAAUGCUUGACUUGUUUUAAAGAUAUCAAAAAUGUUACAUGACUGCAAAGUUUCCUGAGGACCAUAAAGGAUGGUGACUAUCGCACGUAAAACAUUAGGAACUGAUUGAGGGUAGGAGAUGGCAUUAGGAAAAGAACAUAAUGGAAAUAGAAGUAGCUAACAAAGGGAAUUAAAUCAGUUUGGUACUGACCUACGAGAUACAGAAAAAUAUAGCAGAAACCAAUAAUGUAGUAGAAAAAGAGCACGAGCAAGCUAUGAGCUUUUUACUGUGAACUGAAUUUGAUAGUAAACCACUGCCCAAGGCAUUGGAACAUGGACAAAAAAUUUUGCGACAGAACAUCCCUUCUGAACUUCUGAUAAGAUCACCUGAAAAUCAUGAAUGAGACACAUGAUACCAGUACAAGUGCAAAGAAGUGAUAAGUCAUAGCUUGCUAAUUUAAACUUACUCAUACGUUCACUAGCACUUUGCAGAUCAUACAUUUCUUGUGGUGGCUAGAUGCCCUUUAUCCAUUCCCUACAUUGGUCUUUUAAAAAAUGGAGCUCAUGUGCAAUUUUCUACUUUUAACCAGAGCUUAUCCAAAACUUGUCCAUUGUCUAGCUUGGUUAAUGUUGAAGCAUUUGACUUCUUUUGAGAUCUUUGUUGGUUGCUGCUCAUUGACUCAAGUGUAUUCUAGCUAAAGAAAAAUUUGCAGGAAUGAGAAAAUAAUCAAGUAGUCAAAUAGUGCAAUGUUGGAAGAGCUACAAUCUUAGUCUAUGCAUAUUAAAUUGCCAGCACCGAUAACAGGUUCAAGUUGUUUUGUUUUCAUUUUGGAUAUUGUUCAUACAGCUUACAUUAAAUUUGAUCAAAGGUACAGUGCAAGAACAAUGAUCUGCAAAUAGACAGUUACGCACCAACCUAUAUUUAUGAUUAAUCAGACUGACAGUUUUACAUUACAGAUCAUGUGUUGGGGCUGCCCAUAGAGCAGUGAAAACACAAAAAAGGACAAUUGCAGCCAUGUUCGUGGCAUUAGCCAUGAGAAAAACAUUACAGCAGUUGGGAAAAUAUUUGGUUAAUGUAGUCUUGAAAAGAACAGUAGCUCUGUAUAAUCAAGGUUGUAGAGAGAAUGUACAGCUGCAGUUGCUUGCAUAGAUAAGAACAUUUCACACUAGUUGUUUCUCAAUUUGUUUAAUCUCUUACAAUACUGAGUAGGUUUUAGUUAAGAUUUUUCAGAUAAUUAAUAGAUUCCGAAGUAGUUAUAGAUCCACCCAUAAACAAAAAAGUGACUAAAAGCAUCAAUGAUUCAAACUAGUUUCAUACUGUAAAAGCAGCUCAUUUAGGGAGGAAUGAAUCACAGGUACAUAUAUUAGCAGACACUGGAAUGUGGACUAACUAAUACAUUAAGAUGUGUUAGUUAAAGAAUUAUGACAUUAAGUGUAAACAUUGGAACUGAUUAAAAAACAAUAUUCUUUUAUUUUGUAAUGAGAAACUUAAGAUUCUGAAGAGAGCAAUUAUCCAAUUAACUGGCAGUUCACACAGUGCAGCUGUCAAAUGUUACUUGAAUACAGUAUCCAUUGUAAAAAGCCUCAACAAGUUAAAGUCUGGGAAAGCAUCAUAAAGGACCAAGAGUGGACCAUAAGCCAAUAUCUGUCAGUGACACGAUUAGUUUAAUGGAAAUUGCUGAGGACCAGAGAGCCAAUUAUAAAAAGAUAACUCAUUGCUGCUGACCAAGGGGUGGGAGGCACAUAGCUUGUACAGUUUAAACUUAAAAGUCUAAGACAUUCUGAAGUUUGUGCCUUUUUGCUAUGCUGUAACUGAAGCUGUACAUCACAAUAAAGGUCACCUGA